Arachis ipaensis is the source of this 2246-nucleotide messenger RNA. Its product is annotated as putative glycerol-3-phosphate dehydrogenase [NAD(+)] 1, cytosolic. Gene Ontology annotation, molecular function: glycerol-3-phosphate dehydrogenase [NAD(P)+] activity; NAD binding. Lineage: Eukaryota; Viridiplantae; Streptophyta; Magnoliopsida; Fabales; Fabaceae. The record is from RefSeq and is a predicted model, not a curated record. Gene Ontology annotation, cellular component: cytosol. Gene Ontology annotation, biological process: glycerol-3-phosphate catabolic process; carbohydrate metabolic process.
UUUGGUUUCAACCUUGAAAAAUUUUUCAGUUUGUAUCGUCCUCCACUUCAUGCACUUUUCAUUACUUUGUUUCCUCAACCAUUUAAAUGAAUAAACACAGCUUUGUAGCUUCCAAGUUCCAACACAAAAAUUUUCUUUCUCUUUUUUUUUUUAAAAAAACGGAGAAAACAAAGUUUCAUUUGGUUUUGAAGUUUGAUGUUUUUGUAUUUUCCCUUCUUGUCUUCUAGCAUCUUCUCCCCUUCUUAGAAACCCAAAUAACUCCACUCACAUUUCUAUUCUGAAUGAGAAAUUCUGGAAACUGAAGAUCCCAAAUAUUGUUUAGUUCUUUUUAUUGUUUACUUAACUGUGGACCAGGUGACUAAUGGUUUUCAUUAGCUUAUUAUAAUUUAUAAACAUAUCAAAGAAUGGAAAAGCUGAUCCAAAGUUCUAAAAUUUUCCAGUUUCAACUUUAGACACCAAAAAACGUUUGAUAUCCCACUGUAAAAGGUGUAUGAUAUUCCACUGAAUUAGAAAAUAACAAUAUCAAGUCUCAACUACUGAAGUUCAUCGAAAAACUUACUGUAAUUCGGUUCUUCAGUAGUUUUUUUUUUCAUUCAUCUCUUGCCUUCUUUCUUCGUCUUAGAGAAUGGUAGGAAGCAUUACCGGAACAGUUACCAAUGCUCACUCGAACAGUAACGGUAACGGUAACGGAUCUGUUCAGAACUUGAAUUGCUUAGAGGAGAAGCUUGAGGAGCUACGCAGCCUUCUUGGAAAAUCCAACAGUGACCCGCUGAAAAUCGUUAGCGUCGGAGCUGGCGCCUGGGGAAGUGUCUUCGCGGCAUUGCUUCAAGAUUCGUACGGACAAUUCCGGGAGAAGGUUCAGAUCAGGAUAUGGAGAAGGCCGGGCAGGGCGGUGGACAGGGCCACGGCGGAGCAUCUUUUUGAAGUAAUAAACUCGAGAGAGGACGUUUUGCGGCGGUUGAUCCGGCGCUGCGCGUACCUUAAGUACGUGGAGGCGAGGCUUGGUGACAGGACUUUGCUUGCAGAUGAGAUUCUAAAAGAUGGAUUCUGUUUGAACAUGAUUGAAACUCCUCUUUGCCCCUUGAAAGUUGUAACUAACUUGCAGGAAGCUGUUUGGGACGCUGAUAUUGUUGUCAAUGGCUUGCCUUCUACCGAGACACGCGAGAUUUUCGAAGAGAUUAGUAAGUAUUGGAAGGAGAGGAUCACAAUGCCUGUCAUAAUCUCUCUUUCAAAGGGUAUAGAGGCUGCACUCGAUCCUCUUCCGCAUAUUAUAACUCCAACCAAAAUGAUUAGCCAAGCAACUGGAUUGCCUAUGGAGAACAUACUUUAUCUUGGGGGUCCAAAUAUAGCAUCUGAAAUCUACAACAAGGAGUAUGCUAAUGCUCGCAUAUGUGGUGCUGAGAAAUGGAGGAAACCUCUGGCAAAGUUCCUAAGACAACCUCAUUUUAUAGUCUGGGACAACAGUGACCUUAUCACUCAUGAAGUCAUGGGUGGCUUGAAAAAUGUAUAUGCAAUUGGGGCAGGAAUGGUAGCUGCCCUUACAAAUGAGAGUGCGACAAGUAAAUCCGUAUACUUCGCACAUUGCACAUCGGAGAUGAUAUUUAUCACUCAUUUGUUGGCUGAAGAACCUGAGAAACUCGCAGGGCCAUUAUUAGCUGACACUUAUGUGACUUUGUUAAAAGGGCGUAAUGCAUGGUAUGGCCAGAUGCUUGCUAAGGGCGCAUUAAGCCCAGACAUGGGUGACAGCAUUAGUGGCAAAGGAAUGAUUCAGGGUGUUUCUGCAGUGAAGGCAUUCUUUGAACUUCUGAGCCAAUCAAGCUUGAAUGUGUUGCACCCUGAAGAAAACAAACCUGUUGCCCCUGUUGAGCUCUGCCCAAUCCUCAAGACAUUAUAUAAGAUAUUGAUAUCAAGGGAACAAUCAUCACAAGCUAUUCUCCAGGCCCUGAGGGAUGAGAAUCUUAAUGAUCCCCGUGAACGCAUUGAGAUUGCACAAAGCCAUGUCUUUUAUAGGCCUUCACUUCUUGGAAAACCAUGAUUGUUUUAUGUAAAGAAGGAGGUGAGGAGGGGGAUUGGGUUUUGGGUGCAUGUAUCCAUAAGCAAGAAGAAUUUGUCAAGGAAAUUUUUUGAUCGGUCUAGAUGUAUUAGUUUGAAGAUAGCAAUCAAUUUUAUCCCUGAGUUUUGACUCACUAAUUAAUUUGGUAUGUAUUUUUAUAACGACUAAACUUUUUAAAGUGGUCUUUGAGAUU